AUGGGCAGCAUGCUCGAGAGCAUUUUUUUUGUGAUCACAACUCUCUUCUCUCUCCUAUUUCUCAUCCUUGCUGUCUCAAUUGAAAGCUGGCCUUGUGGUGGAGUUUUUGCCAAUUCCUGUCAAGUUAAUCUCAAAAACUAUCCCAUUUUGCCCAUCGGUGUCUUAAUAUGCAUCUCCAUUAUUCUCUACGCAAUUGCUGCCUGUAUGGAUCUCGCACAGAUAUAUCUACACCAGCUCAACGAUCGCGUGCGCCAUAUUGUUGCCUAUGUUGCACUUGGAACAAGUGUCGUAUCAUCCCUAUUCGUAGUGAGUGCUAUGUUGGCCUUCUUCAAUCUCUACAUGGGCUCGUGGAGUAUUAUGCUGAGUGUUGUGGGAAUGACCCUGGGCUGUUCGAUAACCUUCCAGUUGGGAAUGCGAAUUCUAUUUGACUUGCUGGGUAAAAAUGUGGACUCCCACUAA
Messenger RNA from Hydatigera taeniaeformis, 459 nucleotides. NCBI's taxonomy places the organism in Eukaryota, Metazoa, Platyhelminthes, Cestoda, Cyclophyllidea, Taeniidae. The record is from the annotation of a GenBank genome assembly.